GUAGCUUAGCUUGUAAGAGGCUUGUUUGCAGCAUUGGUGGGCGUGGUCUGAAGACUGUAUAAUUAUCUGACAUUGCAUGUAAUGGUGGUACAUGGUAUGAUCUACUUUACCUGAAGCACACAGAGAAUUUAACCAGAUUAUGGCUCAGCAGUCACUCACUAUAUGGGAGAAGUCUACUGAAAGGAGCUACGCAAAGAAGUAUCUUCAUGGAAACUUCAAAUCAGGUCACAGGACACCUAAUGAGCACUACCUGGGUCGAGCUGGACUGAGAGGUAGGAAGAGGUGGAUCUGUCUGGGUCUCUUUGUGGUCCUCUACCUCUUGGCUGCAGCUCACUUAGUGCUGACGUGUGUUAUUCUCGGAGUGCUACGGUUUGACUUUGAAGGUUCUCCAUACCUGGAUUUCCAAGACGAUGGCUCCCUCACCUGGCCACAGGGUGCUAGUCUCUCUACUGUAAGACUUGCCACCCCUAGCUCCAUACGAGCACACACUAAUCAGUCCCUCACAAUAUCAGGACAACAAGACGAUAAGGUUGCUUUCCAAACUUCUGGUAUGGAACGCCUUUCAUUGGACAGUUCUUCUGUAAAUAUAUCGACUGAUUUACUACAAGUGUACACUUCUCGUGGAGAUUCUAACAGGCAGUUGCAGCUGUCAGUAACCAACUCCCGUGUUGAAAUGAAGGAUCUUCUCAGAGCAAACAGUCUCAAAGCCACCAAACUGAGCACACACACAGUGAGCAAUGUGAGCGAGGUUAGAGCGAGUGGUCAGCUACUGUUGAGUGGAGCAGUGGGAGUAAACUUACAGGGGAGGCAGAUAGACAUCAGUGCAAAUGGAGGCAUCAUGAUCUCUUCACAGGAGGCCAUUACCAUUGCAGCAGAACAAGUGCUGCUGUCUAACCUACCUGGCUUGAAUGCACCACCAGCAGCAGCAGCUACACAGCAUCAUCUCUGCUCAUGUGAUAAUGGGAGAUUGUUCUUGGUUGAGACUAACCCUCAACGUUGUGCAUCAGCCGAUAACUCUAUAUGUACUUGACAGUCAGCUAUAUACAUGUAGUGUUUAAGUUAAUGCAUAAGCACUUUAUGUUUGG
Messenger RNA from Halichondria panicea, 1085 nucleotides. RefSeq names its product beta-sarcoglycan-like. The transcript has 6 exons. The record is from RefSeq and is a predicted model, not a curated record. Gene Ontology annotation, cellular component: sarcolemma; sarcoglycan complex. Lineage: Eukaryota; Metazoa; Porifera; Demospongiae; Suberitida; Halichondriidae. Gene Ontology annotation, biological process: muscle organ development. Bases 140 to 1030 code for a protein of 296 amino acids.